AUGAGCGAUUACGACAUGGAGCCAGGUGAUCGUGAGAAGCUCCUAGUGAAGACUAGACUUCCGUAUCCGGAAUACACCAUUUACCAUGAAGUUCGCGAAAAACUUGCUGCUGUGCGUGGCCUGGCGUGGGAGCUGCACGACAAUAUGAGAAAUGCCCUUUGGGACAUUACCCAGCAGUACAGAACGACACUAGCUGGUAUUGCGGAACACAAGAAAGAAUAUGACGCGAUUCUUCACGAGUACAGCACUGUUCACGACAUGGCAGACCGAGCCCACGAUCUUUCGUUGAUUGUGAAGUGGCCCGCGAUCUUCGCACACCCCCACAUUACGCUGUCCGACAAUGAACAUGGUUGGAGGGUGGAUGUGCAGCCUGAGGCGACAAAUCGCUUGUACUAUAGUGAUUGGAUUGAGAGAAUCGCAACCGGAAGAACCUUUUGGGGCGUAAACGGGCUCCCUAAUGAUCCUGCCGAAAUUUACCCUCUUCCUCAACCUCCUGGCUCAACGGAAUCACAGCAGCAAGAGCAAGAUGGGACACAACAGCAGGAGCAGCAGGAGCAGCAAGAGCAGCAGGAGCACUCCGGCUCAGCAGCAAGCCCAUGCCAGCCGGUCCCAACAACGGCUGUCCCUGCCAAUGCCGAAAAGAAUUCCUCCCCAGAACCACUCUCAUUGAGCCUUCCAAGCCUGAAUGUUGCCGAUCAACCGGUUGCUCGCGCUCGCUCCCACUCUCCGUCCAGGGGACUGUCUGAUAUCGACCAUAGACCAGCCAAGCUCGAUAAAGGAAAGGGAAAAGCCGUCGACAUCCGCCAGGGAAACACUAGCGCGACUGCUGGCACCACCGCUGGAUCCUCAUCCGUCUCCGUCAGCGGCCAGUCCACUUUUGCCGCUGACCCUCUCUUUGCUUUUGCCUCUGCUACCUCUAUCGCGGGACCGUCAGAUACCGACCGCCAACCGACCAAGCUCGACAAAAAUAAGGGCAAUGCCGUCGAUGCCCCCCAUAGCAACGCCGUGGCAACCACCGCUGCCACCGUUGGCUCCUCGUCCACUGCUGUGGGCGUUCCGUCUAUACUCGCCGGUGAACCUGGCUCUGCUUCCGUCUUAGCUAUUGCGGGACCAUCCAACACGGCCAAUGCGGUCGACAACCCCGCCGACACUACUAGCAACAAGAGCAGCAGAUCUACCAGUAACAACUCCACCACCACCGUCAUCGCCACCACAGUCAGCAAAGAAGAGGGAAACCAGGAGGUCGUCGCUAACAAUGCCGCAGACAAGAGCACCGCAAAUAUGCAAGGUAGAGCGACCAAGAUCAAAUUCAUCACUCCUGGCAGCAAAAAAGACGUCAAAGGCAAAGGCAAAGCAGUUGACAAACCCAGCAACAUUGACAACAAUGCCUACAAGAUUGUCAAGCCUGGAAGUAGCAAGCAACCCGCAGCCGUUGCCACGCACAGAACCAUCAAACGAUCGCAGGUUGUCAAGGAAAAGUACUGGGUCUUCAAGCUCGAUUCCUCCAUGUUCAUAAAAAGUGGCAGAAUCAGGGCGGACUUUUCGAAUGACAAGGGCAACAACAAGAGCAAGGUCAACGGAAAGGGUAAGGCGACGGUGCCUGGCAGUACCAAUGACAAUGACGAAGGAAACGGCGUAGGCAGCGGCAGCAUGGCCAUUAGCAGCAAGACCGCUACGGCCAUCAACAGUGGCAAUGACAACAACUCCGACGAUGAGUUGGCUCUUGGCCAAAACAGUGAUGACUAUAGUAGCGGCAGCGAGACAGAUGACAGCAAGGACAGUAAUUUCACUCUCAGUUCCAAGUCCAAGAAGCGCAAGGCUACCCCCACCGCUGCCGAAUCGCGCACCACGAAACGCAGCACCACCACCGGCGCCACUACCGGUACCACCACAACCACCAUCGCCGCGGCCUCUAGCUCCCACUCCAGCGGCAACAAGCGCAAGCGUGCCACGACCGACACAGGCGACAAAGAAGAGACCGCCUAUUACGUCCUUCGUUGUCCGCUCAAAGAGGAAUGCAAGUCCGCAUCCUAUUGUCCUUUCAGCCACGACAGCCCCGCAAGCAUCAAAGGCGUGUUCAACCGACACCCAUUCAAGAAGCGCCGAGCAAUGGACCAUUUCAAGCUCUGUGAACAAGGACAUGGGGACUACAGCACUGAGAGGAAGAUUUGGGAUAAUUGUUGUUUGAGGGUGGUGCCGGACAGAAAGAACACCCCCGUGAACAAUGAGUGGGCUGAGAAGCACAACAGAGCUUUGAUCCAGAGCUUGAUCAAGAAAGCCGCGGGCGGGAAGAAGGAGAAGGAGAUGCUGGAGAGGGAGAUGGAAGAGGAGCUUUGA
Molecule: messenger RNA, 2337 nt
Organism: Neurospora hispaniola
Lineage: Eukaryota; Fungi; Ascomycota; Sordariomycetes; Sordariales; Sordariaceae
Exons: 2
Coding region: 1-2337 (778 amino acids)
Source: RefSeq, a predicted model, not a curated record